UGGAUGGACGGGGGAUGGAGUGACAGCCCUCCUUUUCCUUCAUAGAAAACCUUGAUGACUUUUUAAAGACCACUCACCAAAGGUCGGGGUUCACUAUCUUAUUUAGCGCGUGGAUAGUCGGAUGAUCAGCCACUCACAUCAGUACUGAAAUGCACAGUGAAAACAUCCAACAGGAUCCAACAGGAUCCAACUGCACUCAGACCUCUGAGGAAUGCAGCCGUGCUGUGAGUCAUGGUGAGUCAGCUGACGAGGAGACUCACCAUCAUCAUCAUCGGCUCAGACACAAACACUCGUGAUGAAGAGGAACCAGGAGUGAUGCAUGGAAACUGCCUCCACCUUUCAGAAAAACAAGCAGAUGAAUAUUAGGAAUCUGUUUUAUGGGAUUCUUUCCAGCCUUUAUUCCCAACUCAACAACAAAGAAGAAGUUCUUUCUUUUGUAAAGAAAAGGUCAGGACCGCAUGUUUGAAACUCCUCCCACUGUUUGUCAGCAGAAAGUCCACCAGAAGGUUGUUGUCCUCAGAAGUUGCAGCAGCUCUCGUGUCGUCACAACCUCCAGGUUCAGUUUCCAAACAUGCGUCUUUCCCAACAGGAUGCUUUCUUCAUCCAGGAGCUUCUCAGAACAGAGGCUGCAGGAAUCAUGGAGCUGGUUGGUGUUGAGCAGAGUCAUCAUUUUACAUCAUGUGUUUGUCAGAAACAACUCAGAGUUUUGCUUCCUGAAGCGGACAGAGGCGCGAGUCGGCAGGAGAAACGAGCAGACCGAAGAGGAGGCUGCUCUGCAGACCGCCGACCCGCAGGAAGGAAGAAGGCUGCUGCCCAGACGCUCAGUAACAGCUCAACGCUUCAGCUUCAGCCUCGCUUCAGGAGCUUUUUUUAUCAUCUGGGUUCUACUUUGUGGCUUAAAGGAGGAACUACAGCUUGACCACCCUCCUCCUCCUCCUCCUCAGUACCCUCCUUUAAACCCAACCAACCCCCAUUUGCAGGUUAUCUCUGGUUUUAACGUGCACGUUUGGGCGAUCGCCUCAGCAGAUGGUGCACUGUGUGGAGCAGAGGCUGAGACCCGGCUCAGACGGGACACUUCUCUCUGGUCAUGGGAUGCUGCAGCGUGACCCAGAGGCACACAGGGGUGGAUGAAGUGGGUCCUGAUGAGAUAGAGCUCCUGGAACUCCCUGGAGAUAGUUUAGGGGUUUGGAGUCCAGGAGAAGCCAGGCUUCAGCUGUCACUGAGGAACAGCAGAGAUGAGCAGCAGGUGCAGCCGCCGGCUCCGAGGUCGUCGGCGCGUCUCCUGGAACCAGAGGUGGUGCUGUGGGGCAGGAGCAGAGAGGAGUUGCACCACAGGAUCUGCUCCCAGCAGCCCAUCAGGGGCUGGGAGGGCCAGGCUGCACACCUGUACGGAGAGGUCCUUCAUUCCUCCUUGGUGUCUCUGUGGGACCGGCACACUCAGGAGACCAGGGAACUCUUCCUGGUUCUGUUCCCCUUCCAUCUGCUGAUUCUGGCCCUGGACCACUCCAGACGGGACUUCGCCUAUCAGGGCAUUCUUCCUCUUUCUGGACUUUCUGUGAAGGCAGAACCAGACACAUCCUAUUCCCCACACGGGUUCGAGAUCAGCGGUCCAAUGAUGGAGUCGAAGGUGUUCGUCUGCGCCAGCGCUGCAGACCUGCAGAGGUGGCUGCAGCUCAUCGAAGACAGGAGAUGCAGGUCCACGAAGCAGCCCAGCGGCCCGUCCCACUGCGCUCUGUCCUACCUCCUGCCGUGUGAUGAACCCUGGAAAAGAGAAGAGCUGAAGAAAUACUUACUGCACGCUCCCAUCUGGCAGUGGGAGGGUUCACCCAUCCAGCACAUGGGGGAGCUGGUGUGCAUGUCUGAGGUUCACAUCACCAACUCCAGGCAGGGACGUCAGGAGAGGUUGCUGGUUCUCUUUCCUCAAGAUCUGCUCCUGCUUUCUGUUGACAGCAAGCGGCUGAAUGUGAAAUAUGAGGGCCGGUUAGCCAGACGCAGCGUCAGAGCCGUGGAGCGCUCCGCCCUGCUCGGGCGGCUGGAGUUCGAGCUCACGGGUGAACUAUUGGAGCCCCUGCUGGUCUCCUGCUCCCACCUGGAGGACUAUGAGGACUGGAUGUUCCAUCUGCAGCAGCUAGACAGGAGCGGCCACCUUACUCUGAAUCUCAAUCCUCAUCCGAUUGUUCCGAAGCUCCAGGGACGGCGGGCAGAUUCCCGUCAACGGAUGCAGCUGACUGCGCAGACGAACCACUCCAGAUUACCCUGAGAUUAUACUCUCUGAUUGGUGAGGGAGUGAGUGGCAGAACCACCCCAGAUUAUAAUCUCUGAUGUGUGAUGACAGAGCAUGGGAACCAGAUCAGAUUUCUCUGAGAUUAUAAUCCCUGAGAACCGUAUGUUGAUGUUUGUCAGUAAACAUAAUAAAUAAAGACGCUGUCAUUUUCCGCUCAGAAAAAAAAA
Molecule: messenger RNA, 2451 nt
Organism: Oryzias latipes (Japanese medaka)
Lineage: Eukaryota; Metazoa; Chordata; Actinopteri; Beloniformes; Adrianichthyidae
Product: putative pleckstrin homology domain-containing family N member 1
Biological process (GO): lamellipodium assembly
Cellular component (GO): cytoplasm; lamellipodium
Molecular function (GO): guanyl-nucleotide exchange factor activity
Source: RefSeq, a predicted model, not a curated record